AUUUCGAUAAAUGUACUCAGGGUAAUUUGGCCAGGAAACUUUUACAAAGAGAAUAUAUGGGCAAUCGGGGUUAUUAUCAAAAUACAAAACCCUUGUUUACUACCGUGCCAAAAAGACUAAGAUUUUGCUUUAGAAACUUAGUUCCAGCAGGCUUCUUGCAGGGCCACAUGUUUAUGGGUCUAUCAGCCUGUGGACAAUUCCUCUUAAGCUACAAGGUAACUUCAAGUGAGAGUGCACCUAACGCUAGCCACUAUUCUUUCAAUAUUGGUUACAAAUACACAUUAUUUUUUUGGAUUUUUCAACCGCACAAACCUCUACGAAUCUUCUAUCAGUGUUGCCUUUUUGAUGAUCACGGUGUGGAUAAUAUAAAGGAAGUCAGCAUGAUUCAAUGGAAGAACACUGAUCCUCGUAUAUUAAUAGUGCAUGGUGCUUCCGAGGAAGAAAACGAAGACUCUUAUAUAUCAUAUAUUAAAGUUCCUAAAUUGGGCUGUUUAGAGUGUAGAAAACAAAGAGACUCUGAGGAGGAGGAAGGAUUUUUCCGCCGAAAUGUCCUCUGCAUUAAAUGUAAUCUAACCGUACACACAAAGUAUACACCUAACGAAUCGAACUGUAAAUUCGAUCCAUAUAUGCAUCUUAUUUGCCCAGAACGUAUACUAAUUAUUGCCAAUGGAUUCUUCCAUAUGCUUCACAUUCGUUUGGAGCAACCACCAAAAGAACAACAGGCCGCUGUAGUCAAUAUACAAAAUCAGCAGCAACAACAAAAUAUGAUAACUGUGUUAAUGAUGAAACCAACAUGUGCCGGCUCAUCGACACCAACACAUCUCGGCGAGUUGAGUCCACAACAACAGUUGGAGAAACGCAAUACUCCUGUCAUAUUCACACCCAAUGCCGAGGCGGAUAAUUUCAGUGUAGAUAGUCAAACGACAAUUAGCUCUCAGAAUAAUGUUGUAAAUCGGAUAAUAGAGGAUUUUCCUGAUAUAGAGACUGAUUCAACACAUUCUGGAAGUGGUAUUGCCAUAACAACAACACCACAACAGUUGACGUCAAUGAGUUUAAAAUCGCCAACCUCAACGUUAACCUAUCCAGAAUCUCCAAUAUCUCAUGUGACAUUGAGCCAAAAGACUGGCGAAGAAAUCGUUCUUUCCUGUAGUCCGAACGUAUCUAGUCGUGUCAAUGCCAUUUCUUCUGCAAUGACAAAUACAACACCACCCACACAAAACACAUCAUCAUCGCCGUCAGCUGUAACGUCGGGUAGUACAAUGAAAACUAACACUUCACCUCCAUUUCAGAACAGUCCUAGGCGUAGACAUCGCAUUGUGUCAAAAUCAUUCCGCAAAGGUGUCUCCAUGUUCUUUUCAUCGACUGGCAUAACAACCACCCACACCAUUUCGCCCAAUUCAUCUACAAGUGGCACUUCAAGUGCCAAUAAUUCGACGAGCAAUGAUCGUGCAUCAACCUAUGAAUUUUGUGAGGAAAAUGAAAAGUGUGAAAAAAUAUCCAUACUACGAAAACGACGUUUGGCAGAAAGGAAAUAUGAAUUCUCCGAGGAUAAUUCGGAGAACAUUAUACCCUAUACAAAGUCUAGAACAUCAGCUUCGAAUACAUUUAGUUCCUUAAUGAGCAACACAAGCACAGGCAGUCAUUCACCACGACACACUCGAACACAUCUACAUAGCAAUCACUCGCCAUAUGCCUCGCCAUCUUCAUCACCACAUCCUCAUAGCUCAAAUGUGAGUAGCUAUGGUCAUUAUGUGCCGCCUUCAGCAUUGUCUCCUUUACGCCACAGCUGUACAUCGCCACUGGGCUUUCGAUCUCCCCCUUCGACAUCGGGUCUUAUAACACCGACAUACAGUGGUGCUGGUGGUAACGGUAGCAAUAUUAGCGGUGGAGGUGGUUCGUCCGUUAUGCGCUCGCCGAGUCGCCACUUGGUGAGCAAUAAUUAUUACAAUCACAAAUCACCCCCGCAUUAUAGUCUCUCAACUGCAACUCAACACAUGUUGAGUUAUAAGCCCCAUGGUACGCUGCUGCCACUGCAGUUGUCGGUUGCAAAACGUUCGCAUUUAGACCGAGGUGGUUCAAUAUCACCAAACUAUCAACAUCCAUUUUUGUCGCCACGUCGCGAUGAAAUACGAUCCUUUGAAGUUCCACUGCAAGGUGGUGCGGCCGAAAAGCCUGUAUGUACGAAGAGAUUUCAACGACGUUAUGUUGAAGAGGAUGAUGCUGCAUCGGUUAUAACAAGUGAAGAAGAUGAUUGCAUUUCUCCAGGCUACCAUACGCUGUUACCAGUCGAGGUACAUGGUUCGUGCUAUUCUGAAAUGCAAAUGAUAUCGAAGGCUUCAUUUCAACAUUUGCGCUGUACAAGUGUGGUCAUAGAACAGCAUUCAUUUGAUAUGGAAACAUUCACGUACUAUGUCAUAAGUACAUUGUGUCAGAAAAAUCAGAAAAUCUAUGACUUCUUUUACGAUUGGGCAUAUGAAUUGAUAAAUGUUUGUCCCCUGUCGCAGACGCUAUUUUGCCUACUAAUGGCACAUUUUUCAGCUCGCGAAGAAGUAACAUCCUGCCUGAAUUGCUCACGAAAAUUAAAUUGCGCCUUUCAUCGUCGUCAAUAUGAAUGUCGGGUUCUCUUCACCUGGAAUAUGUCGACGGGUGACUGGGAAGUUCUUGAUUUUGGUGAAUUACACGAUCAUAAGUUGCAAAAUAUUUUCCUACGCAAAGGUGUUAAACGCAAUCCUGUUUCUUUGGCACAGCGGGCCAAAAAAUUGGCUCGCGAAAUGGCACAGACACUAAAUAAACUACCCGAUUACACAAGUAAUUUACGUGUAUUGGAUUCGAAUAUUAAAAAAUCUAAAAAGACUAUAACUGAUAUUGAUAAUAUGAUAGAAUUUUAUUUAAAACGACCCCGUUCCAUGAACUGAA
Messenger RNA from Musca vetustissima, 2916 nucleotides. RefSeq lists its product as uncharacterized. The coding region runs from base 57 to 2915 and encodes 952 amino acids. Gene Ontology annotation, biological process: protein ubiquitination. The transcript is spliced from 7 exons. Lineage: Eukaryota; Metazoa; Arthropoda; Insecta; Diptera; Muscidae. The record is from RefSeq and is a predicted model, not a curated record. Gene Ontology annotation, cellular component: Cul4-RING E3 ubiquitin ligase complex.